This is a messenger RNA of Amaranthus tricolor (Joseph's coat), 3670 nucleotides long. RefSeq names its product phosphoinositide phosphatase SAC3-like. Gene Ontology annotation, cellular component: intracellular membrane-bounded organelle. Gene Ontology annotation, biological process: phosphatidylinositol dephosphorylation. Lineage: Eukaryota; Viridiplantae; Streptophyta; Magnoliopsida; Caryophyllales; Amaranthaceae. The record is from RefSeq and is a predicted model, not a curated record. The coding region runs from base 628 to 3132 and encodes 834 amino acids. The transcript has 17 exons. Gene Ontology annotation, molecular function: phosphatidylinositol-3,5-bisphosphate 5-phosphatase activity.
AAAAAAAAAAAAUUCGGUGGGGAUUUUUGGCAUAUGCUAAUUUGCCAAGUUGUGGUCUUGAUUUGCCUCUUCCGAUCUCACCUUCCUCAACCUUCCUUUCUAUUCUUUUCUCUCAAUUAUCAGCUCUAUAAUCUCUCAAUUUCUUCAUUUACUUUUUAGAAAAAAGAAAGAAAUUAUCUUUUCAUUAAUUUAGCCAGGAAAAGUAGAUAAUUGUAUGAUUUGAGGUGAGGAUACUGAAUUCAAUUUUGUCGUGGGUGUGAAAAUUUAUGAAAACAUUUCUGGGUGUUCGUGGAAACAAUUGAAAUUUUCUGCGAAUGAAGUUGGGUCAUUGAAAAAGAUUCAAUCUGGAAGAAAUUGAAUAGUAUGAGUUGAAAUAUUUUGUGGUUUUUUUAGGUGUUCUCGAUAAAUUUGUAUUUUUUGGUGAAUGGUGUUGGGUAAUUGAAAAAAGAUUGAAUAAUUGUUAGAAAUUGAGGAAAGAAAUGCUGUAUUUGAAGCAACCGAUGGUACAAGAAUUGGGUGAUUAUUGGUUUCAAAUUUUGAAGUGGGAAUUUUGAAUGCGAGACUGAAAUUCCCGGGCCCAGAGGCUCGGGGAUCUACAAUUAAGAGGAAAAAACAAGCAAUAAGAAAAUGGGUUCUCAAGAGGAAGAGCCUCAACCCUUUCAACCUACUCUCUUCCCUCCUCAGCCAUGUAUGCACAAGUUCCGGCUCUACGAGACUCGAUCGAAAUUCUACAUGGUAGGAAGGGACAAGAGCAGAUCAUAUUGGCGAGUAUUAACCAUUGACAGAUCUGAACCAUGCGAACUUAACAUUAAUGAAGAUUCUACAACAUAUACAGAAAGUGAAUGCACUGAACUUCUAAAACGAAUACAUGAAGGAAAUAAGUGCAUUGGUGGACUUAAAUUUGUCACAACUUGUUAUGGGAUUGUUGGAUUUAUUAAAUUUUUGGGGCCUUACUAUAUGCUGCUUAUCACCAAAAGGAGGCAAAUUGGUUCGAUAUGUGGCCAUACAAUAUAUGCCAUCUCGAAGAGCGAGAUGAUUUCGCUUUUGUAUUCAGUAGAGCCAUCUUAUAUGUUGGACUCAAAGGACGAAUAUAGAUAUAAGAAGCUUUUAUGCAUGGUUGAUCUUACGAAGGACUUUUUCUUCAGCUAUUCAUACCAUGUGAUGCGCACUUUACAAAGAAAUUUGUGCGAUACGCAGUCAGAGCAUGUCCUCUAUGAAACUAUGUUUGUCUGGAAUGAAUUCUUGACCCGAGGAAUUCGCAAUAACCUCCAAAAUACGCUAUGGACUGUUGCAUUGGUUUAUGGCUUCUUUAAGCAAGCGACACUCUCUGUAACCGGGCACAACUUUAAGUUAACUCUUAUAGCAAGGCGUUCACGUCAUUAUGCCGGUACCAGGUAUCUCAAACGAGGAGUUAAUGAGAAAGGGCGAGUGGCAAAUGAUGUUGAAACUGAGCAGAUUGUGUUUGAGGAUAUUGCUGAAGGAUCACCUGUGCGAAUUAGUUCUGUUGUCCAGAAUCGUGGCUCAAUUCCCCUUUUUUGGUCACAGGAGACCUCACGCUUAAAUAUUAAGCCUGAUAUAAUAUUGUCAAAGAAAGACCAGAACUAUGAAGCAACAAGGCUCCAUUUUGAAAACCUUGCCAAGAGAUAUGGCAAUCCAAUAAUCAUUUUGAAUUUGAUCAAGACAAUUGAAAAGAGGCCACGUGAAUCUAUUCUUCGUGGAGAGUUUGCAAAUGCCAUUGAAUAUAUCAAUAAAGAUUUGCCUGAAGAGAACCGCUUGAAGUUCCUGCACUGGGAUUUAAACAAACAUGCACGAAGCAAAGCUACAAGUGUGUUGCUCCUCCUAGGAAAAGUUGCUGCAUAUGCAUUGACACUAACGGGUUUCUUUUACUGUCGACUACUACCAGCCUCUGCAUCUGGUGAUUCUUCAGAUUACCCAUCUUCUGGGAGCUUUGGAUCCAGUGACGUUGAACAAAAUGAUCAUCAAUUGGACCAUGUAGAUGGUGAUGAUGUGGAGAGAGAUGCUGGUCAUAAUCAAUCCAAUGGAGAUUACGCUGACAAGGAGCCAAGGUUUCAAAAUGGUGUCCUAAGGACAAAUUGCAUUGAUUGCCUAGAUAGAACGAAUGUUGCUCAAUUUGCCUAUGGAUUGGCUGCCCUUGGACAUCAGCUUCACGCUUUGAAUAUGAUAGAUGUCCCCAAAAUAGACCUUGAUUCGCAGCUGGCUAAUAAUUUGAUGGGGUUCUAUGAGAAAAUGGGAGACACUCUUGCACAUCAGUAUGGAGGGUCUGCUGCUCACAACAAGAUAUUCUCUGAAAGAAGAGGUCAAUGGAAAGCAGCUACACAAUCCCAGGAAUUCUUCAGAACUCUCCAACGAUAUUAUAGCAAUGCAUACAUGGAUGCAGAGAAGCAAAGUGCCAUAAAUGUAUUCCUGGGACAUUUCCAGCCGCAGCUUGGCAAGCCGGCAUUGUGGAAUCUGGGAUCUGACCAUCACUGUAGUCCAGGGGGAAAUGGACAGACAGAUAUUGAUGAAAAUGGAAGAUCAUUAUUCAAAAGGUGCUGGUCAGAUGGAAGCAUUCUUCAUCCUAGUGGCUCGCCCAUGUCAUCCACACAUGAUCAACGGGAAAAAGUUUCAAAAUUGGUUUUCCCUGAUUCAUCUGAAGGUUCUAAUCAGCACCUGGUUGAAUCAACUCCAGAGAUAUCAGCUUCAGAAAGUGAUACUUCCUAUCACAGGCACACCAAUUCUGCCCCUUGCAAGCAGCUUUUUGGAGAUGUCCAAAGAGAAAUUUAUGUUGUUGAAAAUGAUAAUGUCAACGUUCAUGAACGCAUAGAUUCAAUAGACUGCUCAAAUUUUGUAGACUUGGAUUGGCUUUCUUCUUCUGGAAAUUCAUGCGAAGAAGAGUCUUAUGAGAGGUCAAUGUAUACGAAUUCUUCACUUGUUGGUUUGUCAUCCGAUAAUGUCAUGAAUGGAGUAAUGGGAGAAACAACUCCAUCUAGUAGCCAAUACGGACCCGGUAUGAAGGGAAGGGAAAGCACGGAAGGAGAAUUACCUUGUGGUAAGGCUAACGAUUCCGUGCUGGACGAAUUUUCAGAGAGCUUUAUACGAUGGGUGACAUCAGGAGAGACACUCUGCCAUUGAAAACUCUCAAAUUUGUGCUUGGUGCUUUUCCUUUCGUCUUUCUCCUCGUGUCUGAAAAUGUGAGAUUGUGUGAAGCUUUUCCUUUGUCGUCCCCGUGACCCCGAUGUCCAUACCUGUUCAGUAACUUCAAGAGCCGCAAAUAUAGUAUGAAGCUGAGCUUGUAGGCAAACGACAUAAUAAGCAGGUAUUACCUGAACUGUCUAUUUGUUAGUUGCGUGCUGGUGCAAGUGCUUCAUCCGGGUCUAUGCAAAUCAGAAGCUGAUGGUAAAUAGAAAAUAGUUGCAGAUUCUUUUAGGAGCUAUUUUUCUGUUUUUUUUUUUUUUUUUUUUUCAUUUUUAAUCUUUUUUAUUUCAUCGUCUGAGUGUAGUCGAUGAAUUAGUUUCUUCAAAGUUUCUUGUAAAUAUGUUGCCUUGGGUGUUGGGAGCUCCUCUUGCAAAUGUAGGCAGUUGAUUCUUUCCAUCUGUUUUAACAAUCCAUGAAUUUAAGGAAGUUCAUACUUAAAUGAUAUAAAGAGGAUAUCAAGGUUUAGUUGAUUCAA